CCCGCCCGGAGGUCUCCCGGGGCCUGGAAAUUGAAAUCCUCUUGCCCACUAGCCGGGAGCUGAGUUGUUUGAGUAGUACUGAUUAAGAAGGAAGGGUCGAUUUGGACACAUAGCACCUCAACCGCUUUUUUCCCUUACCGUGCUCGAGUAUAUAACAACUCGAGUCGGGCACCGCCGGCUGGCCUCAGAGAAAAACUGUUAUCGAUUAACCAACCUGUGAUAAGCAUAUGAGAUCCAACAUGGAGGAGACACGCAAAGGCCAUCCGGAACCCACCGUCUGUCAACAAGCCGAAGAUCCAUACGCUCACCGGGGGACCGUACCAGCGAACACCGAUGAUACUGCCGAACAGGCCUUUGUUCCACCAGUUAAGGAGGGAAGGUUUGCAUUCUUGAAGACUCGCCGGUUUUACGAGGUGCUCGUGAUUGGCCAAAUUCUCUCGUUGUGUCUUGUGUCCACGGGCACGCUCUCGCUCCUGUUGGUCGGCCAGGGUACCUCGAUCCCAGCUUUCCAAUCAUUCUUUUCCUAUGUGCUUCUAAACUUGGUUUACACGAGCUAUACCCUGCACCAAUAUGGGUUCAAGAAGUGGGCUCAGGUGGUCCUGAAGGAUGGCUGGAAAUAUUUCAUCCUCAGCUUCCUGGACGUCGAAGGAAACUACUUUGUGGUGCUCGCAUACCGCUAUACAACGAUACUCUCCGCCCAACUGAUCAACUUCUGGGCAAUAGUAGUAGUAGUAAUACUAUCAUUCAUCUUCCUGCAUGUUCGUUAUAGAAUACCGCAGAUUCUUGGUAUCCUUAUCUGUUGUGGGGGUAUGGGUGUCCUGUUGGCCAGCGACGCAAUGGGCGGUGUUGCAAUCACAGGAAUGCCAACAGAGCUGAAGGGUGACCUGUUCAUGCUUCUGGGGGCGACUAUGUACGGGAUUUCCAACGUGCUGGAGGAGUUCUUUGUGUCGAAAAAGCCAAUUUUUGAAGUUAUUGGGCAACUGGCGUUCUGGGGCAUGCUGAUCAACGGUACACAAGCUGGAAUCUUCGACAGAGCCAGCUUCCGGUCUGCUACUUGGAACGGUAAGGUUGCGGGAUAUAUGGUUGGAUACACUCUAAGUUUAUUUAUUUUCUACAGCAUUGUGCCAAUCCUUCUACGCAUGGCUUCGGCGGCAUUCUUUAAUAUUUCCAUCCUAACAACUAGCUUCUGGAGUGUCCUGAUCGGGAUUCGGGUUUUUGGAUAUGUUAUUCGCAAGCUUUACCCGGCAGCUUUCGUAAUGAUCAUUCUUGGGCUGGUCACCUACUUUGCGUUCCAAAAUUCACUCGGCGAGUCACAUAAGCCCUGGCUGGGACUCAAUCAAGAGAAGGGUAUUGUUGGUAUUGGCACCGCAAAGAGGAAGAUUAAGGUGGACAUCGAGGCUGUCUCUGGGGCCAGUGCUGCCGCGGAAGGAGUGGCCAGUACAGGAAACGGAAAGGACCAUACUGGGGAAUAGCGGGGGGGUUGGGGUUUCUGGUUUUGGAGAGGCUGCGAUUUUUGUAUGACGUACAAGGACAUGCUACGGCGUGGUGUUAUCGCUCGUGUGAGGGUAUAUGUUGUCGGUAUAAGUUUGGACCUAAUGGACGAAAUAAAUAUUUAAGGUAUUCCUAGUGCCUUGGGCAAAUAUCUUUGCGCAUGGGCGGUGGGAGAGAAUUGAGCGUCUAACCAAGAAGGAAAAAUGG
Molecule: messenger RNA, 1698 nt
Organism: Tuber melanosporum (Perigord truffle)
Lineage: Eukaryota; Fungi; Ascomycota; Pezizomycetes; Pezizales; Tuberaceae
Exons: 5
Coding region: 240-1472 (410 amino acids)
Biological process (GO): transmembrane transport
Cellular component (GO): membrane
Molecular function (GO): transmembrane transporter activity
Source: RefSeq, a predicted model, not a curated record